AUGAAAGGGAAGGGAGGUAUUGGAGCAGUCACCAUGGUGGUGCUGGUGAUGAUCAUACUAUUCACUGGGCAUGCCACAGCGGAGUUCAAAACUUGCUUUGCAGCUUGUAUUAUUCGAUGUGCUAUAAUUAGUGACAGAUUGCCGUGCGCCGUUAAAUGCUUGGCAAGUUGUAUUACUCACAAAACUUCAGAUGAACUCUACUACUGUGGCCUUGGCUGCUCGGUAGACCAGUGUGCCAAGUUUGGUGAUGAAGUUGAUAAAGUGGGGAGCUGUGUGGACAAUUGCGAGAACAGUACUUGCGACAGGAAGAUGAAGAACUGA
Molecule: messenger RNA, 321 nt
Organism: Ilex paraguariensis (yerba mate)
Lineage: Eukaryota; Viridiplantae; Streptophyta; Magnoliopsida; Aquifoliales; Aquifoliaceae
Source: the annotation of a GenBank genome assembly